Molecule: messenger RNA, 1858 nt
Organism: Triplophysa rosa
Lineage: Eukaryota; Metazoa; Chordata; Actinopteri; Cypriniformes; Nemacheilidae
Product: antigen WC1.1
Exons: 5
Coding region: 22-885 (287 amino acids)
Cellular component (GO): membrane
Source: RefSeq, a predicted model, not a curated record
CUCAGUGGUUUACACUUGGUCAUGUAUGCUGCUGGUCAGUGGAGAUUGGCAUCAUAUUCUUUCACUAAUGGAAAUAAAAUGAGCAAAAUGGCGAGAACGCUUCUUGGCUUGAUAUUUGCCGUGCUUAUAAAUCAUUUCUUGUUUGCUGAGGGUUUCGACGUCAGACUGAUCAAUAAUUUGGAUAACUGCUUUGGGAGAGUUGAGGUCCAGCAUAAUAACACUUGGGGAACAGUUUGUGGUGAAUCGUGGGACAUUAGUGAUGCUGCUGUGGUGUGCAGACAGCUGAACUGUGGAAGAGCUCUUACUGCUCAUGCUUGGGCUCUGUUUGGGGAAGGGAGCGGUCCUAUCUGGAGUCCUGUCAAUUGUGCGGGUACUGAAUCUUCUGUUGAAGACUGUAUCCCACACACAGGAUUUGGACCAAAUGACUGUUCUCACAAUCAAGAUGCAGGAGUUGUGUGUUCAGCUUCUGUAGUGGUCAUCGUAGGUUCUGUGAUUAUAGCUGUGGUGUUUUUAUUAUCCAUCACAAUAAUUAUUAUCCUGGUGGUAAGGAGCAAAAGACGAAGUCAAAAACAGCAGAUAAGCUCCAGCGAUUGUAUCCAAGAUGUGGUUACCAUGCAUGACGUGCCCCAUGAAGACAGGUAUGAAGAGAGUGAUGAUGAUGAUGACUAUGAGAAGGUAGAUGUUGAUGGAGACCGUGAAGAUUUAAACUCAAACUUUGAGGAAGACUAUGUUAAUAUGGAUGAGCCUGUACAAACCAACGUGAGGUCAGAUAAUUCAGAACAGGAUGUGAAUGUGGAAACAGAAGACUCGGAAGGGGACUAUGUUAAUGUGGAGUCAGAAGAUUCAGAACAGGAUUAUGUGAAUGUGGAUAUUACAGAACACUGAUGUACAGUGGACAAUAACUUUUAAGAUGCAUGAAAGCUAUUUUCAGAUAAAAGACAUGAACUGGUAAUACAGUGGAAUUUACCACAGUGUGAUUCAAACCAAAAUGCCAUGGAACUCUGGACUGGCAUUAGGAUCCUCGAGCAUAGCAACACUAAGGUCAUGAUUCUCAGGAAACACAUACUAAAGAAUACCUUCAAUGUCACAUUGGAAUAAAAGAUCUGCCAAAUGCAUAAAUGUAACUUUUGCCUAAAUACUGUAUGUAAUAUGAAUCACACUGUGACAUCACCACUAUAAAUAGAUUAUAAAAUAAAUAAGAUUAAGGUUUUUGUGUGUAAAGUAAAAAUUGUGCCUUAGGCCCGGUUUCACAGACAAGACUUAGCUAAAGCAGGACUAUGCCUUAGUUAGAUUAGGAUAUUUAAAUUGCUUUUAUUGAAAUACCUUAAAGGGAUACUUCACCCAAAAAUGAAAAUUCUGUCAUCAUUUACUCACCUUCGAGUUGUUCCAAAUGUGUAUAAAUGUCUUUGUUUUGAUGAACACAGAGAAAUAUAUUUGGAAUAAUGCUUAUAACCAAACAGAUCUCAACACCUGGCUCCAGUUUCAGACUGGUCCUUCUUUAUAAAACACCAAUAGUGAAUUUACAAUGCAAUCAUUGAUUGUUUUGAUUUUUUUCUGUAGUGACUGAUCUCUUCAUUAAGACACGUUAUACUUACAAAAGGAAGUAUAAAGGAACAAAAAACGAAAUAGAACAAGAACAUAAUAUCUCAGUGUUAAUCAUAUAUUCUUACUAUGGAAGGCCAUUUCCACCACGUGAUAAAAAACAGGCUCUAAAAUGUCAUAAUUAUGCGAUAUAAAAUCGAAAUGAUGACAUAAAUAGCCAUUGUUGAUCUAGCUGGGAUGAAAUUCUUGCUUUAUUAGCGGAAAGUCAUGGAAUUAUGGAAGCCCAUUUCAGCCACGUGAUGAAAAAAUUAUGAGA